Penicillium cataractarum is the source of this 1425-nucleotide messenger RNA. RefSeq lists its product as uncharacterized. Lineage: Eukaryota; Fungi; Ascomycota; Eurotiomycetes; Eurotiales; Aspergillaceae. The record is from RefSeq and is a predicted model, not a curated record. Gene Ontology annotation, molecular function: pyridoxal phosphate binding; transaminase activity. Gene Ontology annotation, cellular component: cytosol. The transcript has 4 exons. The coding region runs from base 1 to 1425 and encodes 474 amino acids.
AUGGGAGACUACACACCAGAUGCGGCUGAUCCAGUGCAGCCGGUAGCGUUGGAAUGCCCGAAGCAAACCGGGCCUUCUCCCAGCCAAAGCUCUGUUCUUUAUCAUCAGCUUCGUCAACCGCCAUUGAAUAUAGUCGGAGGGCGGGGAAGUUAUCUGAUAACCGAUUCGGGUCAAGAGAUCCUGGACGCCACAUGUGGCGCUGCUGUCUCUUGUCUUGGACAUAGUGACAAAAGAGUGCAUGAAGCUAUUAUGGAGCAGUUGCAGAAAGUGCCGUACUGUUACUCGCUUUACUUCACUAACAGCGCCGCCGAGGAACUUUCAAAGAUUCUGGUGGACUCUACAGAGGGAAAAAUGUCGCGCGCCUUUAUCGUGAGCUCGGGAACCGAAGCAGUUGAAGCUUCCCUCAAGAUGGCCGUGCAAUAUUACAUGGAAAUGCCCGUUCCACAGCCACAGCGUAUGAAUUUCAUUGCUCGCAAGCAGUCAUACCAUGGAAACACACUCGGUUCUCUCUCAGUGGGCCAUCAUAUUGGCCGCCGCGCCCUCUACGAGAAGGUCUUAGCGAAGAAUGUCCACCAUGUCUCGCAGUGUUAUCCCUACCGGGAAAUGCAAGAUGGGGAGACUGUCGAGGCAUACGUUGCUAGGCUUGCCCAGGAACUAGAGGACAAGUUUCAGGAGCUGGGUCCAGAUACUGUGUGUGCAUUCGUUGCAGAGACGGUGACCGGCACUACAUUGGGAUGCGUACCUCCCCUUCCAGGAUACUUGAAAGCUAUGAAAGAAGUCUGUGCGAGACACGGUGCUUUAUUGAUCUUGGACGAAGUGAUGAGCGGUAUGGGUCGAACUGGUACCCUACACGCAUGGGAGCAGGAAGAUGUCGUUCCUGACCUACAGACCAUGGCUAAGGGACUUGGUGCUGGCUAUGCUCCCAUCGCCGCUCUCCUGGUGAAUCAACACGUUGUGGACACCUUGACGCAAGGCACGGGAGCUUUCUCUCAUAGCCAGACCUACCAAGGCCACCCUAUCUCGUGUGCUGCGGCUUGCCGGGUACAAAAGAUUAUUCAAGAGGAUAAUUUACUUGCCAACGUUCGAGAGAUGGGCAAGUAUCUCGGUCAGCUCCUCAAUCAGAAAUUUGGAGAGAACUCUCACGUUGGGAAUAUCCGCGGAAGAGGGCUCUUCUGGGCGAUCGAAUUCGUUCAAAACAAAGAAACAAAGGAGCCGUAUCCCCCAUCGGAGUCUGUGGCUUGGAAGAUUCAUAAAGCUGCCCUGAAGCCGGAAUAUUCCAUCUCUCUGAUGCCUGGAAACGGGGGUAUAGAUGGAAUCAAUGGUGAUCAUAUCUGCUUUGCCCCGCCAUACAACUGCACCAAGGAGGAGAUAGAGACGAUUGUUGACCGAGCUUCACGGGUCGUGGAAGAAGUCCUUGGGAAAUAG